Molecule: messenger RNA, 1034 nt
Organism: Liolophura sinensis
Lineage: Eukaryota; Metazoa; Mollusca; Polyplacophora; Chitonida; Chitonidae
Product: ankyrin repeat and SOCS box protein 8-like
Exons: 3
Coding region: 159-1034 (291 amino acids)
Biological process (GO): intracellular signal transduction
Molecular function (GO): protein binding
Source: RefSeq, a predicted model, not a curated record
CAAGUGCCCCCCGGACGAAAACUGAUGGUUAAUAUUUGAUUUUCUUUCCUGGUGCGGUGUCUCCGUCAUCUGAGGGUAUUCUAGGCAUAGAUCAAAGGACCUUCUGAAAGAGCAAUCGAUUGUCGCUUCUGGUGUUUGGUUGCUGUCUUCUCCGUCCAAUGCCAUCAAUGUGGUACAUCAUGGAGAAUGUACAACAAGCUCACCACCUGUCAGAGCGGUUGAUAAGAGCCAUUUGUAACUGGCACCACACCCAGGACGGACGAAAUGACACCAUAGAGGACGUGAUCAACCAAGGGGCGGAGGUGAAUCGUGUGCAUGGUGGGUUGCUCCCCCUGCACUGUGCCGCAAUGAUUAGUGACAGCUACAGUCUCAGGUUACUUCUCCAAAAAGGUGCACAGGUGAACCUUGCUGACGGUUACGGCAGAAUGGCGAUCCACUACGCUGCUGAGAAAGAUGUGGAAUGUUUGGAGAUUCUUCUGCAACAUGGUGCUGAUGUCAACAGCCCAGACCUUAAUAUGGACACACCACUUCACUGGGCCACAUUUAAAAACCACCUGGGCACCGUCAUGCUCCUGCUGCAGUGUGGUGCUAACCCUGAUGCUGCGGAUUACAACAACGACACGCCCCUGAGCUGGGCAGCACACAAGGGACACCUGGGUGUGAUUCGGCUUCUGCUGGACUACAACGCCACAGUGGACGUCCGCAAUCACAGCGGCCACACACCGCUACAAAGGGCAGCCUUCAUGGUGGCUAGCGGCCUGAACUCUCACCAAGAAGAUGCAUGCUUGGACCUUCUAGUCAAGUCCUGCGGCCAGUUUGACGUUCGAGAUGGUGAUGGUCAAGUGAUACGGCUGAUAGCAGAGGAUAAUAAACUGACCGAUGUCCUUGUGCCUCUAUGUAACAGUCCUCGGACUCUGUCCAGUCUGUGCCGCUACCAGAUACGCUCAAGUCUAGGCAAGAAAUACUUGCCCAAUGUGAUCCCUAAGCUGCCUGUGCCUAGAAGCCUGGCUGCUUUCAUUUCACUGCAGAGUUAA